GGUAUUAUUUUACCUUGUGGCUGAACUGCGAUUUCUGGCGAGCAGUUGUCCCACCACCACAACACUACCCCGAGUAUUACUACCACCAUGGCCACAGCGGCGACCGCACGCGCACAGCGAGACCAGGUUUACUGUCACGAAUGCCAUAUGGAUUGGUUCCGUGACGAGCACGGUUUAGUGUGUCCAAACGAAAUUUGCCGUAGUGACUUCGUCGAAAUCAUCGAGAACGGCAAUGACCCGCGGGGUAUUCCAGAUUUAGAAUUCGACGAGUCCGAGCCCGACGACGAACAUGAUCACAGCCAUGGCAUUCCCCACUUAGCGCAUCACCAGCACCAACACCAGCACCAACAUAGCCACGCGAUGUCUGGCUUUGGUCCUUUCGUACCAUUCGGAGCCCCAAUCGGGGGAGCUUCUGGGACCACCCAAACGGUUGUCCGUGCCGACGGGCCGAACUUUAGCUAUGUCACUAGGACGAUUGUCCGCCCCGCUCGCGGUGGCCCGGCUCGUGGGCGUGGUCCGGAGGAAGAGGUAAUUGCGGAUCUGUUCUCCACGAUGCUUCGAAACAUCGUGAGAGACCACUACAAUAGACCGGAAGGAUCCAACCGUGACGAGGAUUAUCCAAUGGAAGGAAAUGUUCCCCCUCUCCCUCAUGGAGAGGAACCGAGGUUAAACCCAAGAGACGCGGCUGUACCCCAAGCUGGUGACGCCGUGCCGGUUCCCGAUAUUCAAACCUUUCUUAACUCGUUGUUUGGACCUACCGGCGGCGACGGUUUAUCACCAUUCGUGGCCCGGUUUUUUAACGGCGGACACGGUGCUGGUGGAGACUAUGUCUAUUCACAGUCUGAGCUGGAUAGGAUAAUAUCCCAGCUUAUGGAACAGCACCAGGGCAAUGCCCCUCCACCGGCAGAGAAAGAGGAUAUCGAAGGUCUUCCUCGGCUCAAGGUUACCCAAGCCAUGGUAGACGAUAACGUCGACUGUGCCGUGUGCAAGGACGACCUGGUCUUGGACGAGGAAGUGACGGUGCUGCCUUGCAAGCACUCAUAUCACUUUGAGUGUGUUUCAAAGUGGUUGGUGGAGCACGACACUUGUCCCAUAUGUCGCCAUCCUAUCACUCCGCCGGAGAAGCGUCAGCAGCAGGAGAACAGCCAGCGACAACCUUCAUCGCCCGGCGGCGGCAGCGGCGGAAGCGGUAGCGGUGGUGCUAGUGGCGGAGGAUUCGGCGGCCCUGGUGGUGGAGGAUUCGGCGGCCCAAUUCCUGGCGGCUUUCCAUUCAUGGGCGGCUUGUUCGGCGCGGGGCUUCCACAGACUCGGCCCCGGGGUUCAAGACGGCCGUCAUCACCAGGUCCAGGAGGUCAGAAUCAGGAUACGCCGACCCGAUCAGCCCGAUCUCAAUCUCCUCCAUCUAGGGGCCAGUCCAGUGGAUUCCCGGGCAGCUUCCCCGCUGAUUACGACGAAGAGAACCAGCAUCAGAGCCCACAACAUCAGAACCAGCAGAAUCAGAACAGUGACGGCGGUAAUGGAAAUGGCAACCGCACCAGUUCGUUCGCUAACCUAUUCAGGCGGAGGAAUAGCUAAAUAUUGUAUUGCAUCCGAGAGAGUGUGGGUCCUAGAGGGGAAUUUCUGAUGACCUUAGGAUAACAUGAUGCUUGUUUCUGCCCUUUGUCUUCUCUUCUUACCACACCAUGAAUGGAUCCGAUCCUUGAGUUGAUCGCUUUCGGUGGGGUUUUUCUUUCGUUUUCCUUGGGUUUUCGGACUUUGUCCAAGGGGGCUUGCGGGCGCUGUUGCUAUUCUUAUUUCGUGGUUCCGUUAUUUGCGGUGUUUCGGUUGUAUCGCGGUGGUCCAGUACUUUAGGGCUGUAAUUGGUAGCACUUGAGCGAGGGAGGAGAGGAGG
Tricharina praecox is the source of this 1891-nucleotide messenger RNA. RefSeq lists its product as uncharacterized. The record is from RefSeq and is a predicted model, not a curated record. Bases 88 to 1575 code for a protein of 495 amino acids. The transcript is spliced from 4 exons. Gene Ontology annotation, cellular component: nucleoplasm; cytoplasm. NCBI's taxonomy places the organism in Eukaryota, Fungi, Ascomycota, Pezizomycetes, Pezizales, Pyronemataceae.